Loxodonta africana (African savanna elephant) is the source of this 2352-nucleotide messenger RNA. Its product is annotated as beta-1,3-galactosyl-O-glycosyl-glycoprotein beta-1,6-N-acetylglucosaminyltransferase 7. The transcript is spliced from 3 exons. Gene Ontology annotation, cellular component: membrane. The record is from RefSeq and is a predicted model, not a curated record. Gene Ontology annotation, molecular function: acetylglucosaminyltransferase activity. NCBI's taxonomy places the organism in Eukaryota, Metazoa, Chordata, Mammalia, Proboscidea, Elephantidae. The coding region runs from base 480 to 1763 and encodes 427 amino acids.
UCGUGGCAUGUCCACGGGACAGACUGCUACUCAGUAAUAAAAAGGGACAAAUUGGUGAUAAAUGCAAGGAUGUGGAUGAAUAAAUCAUCAUCCCGAGUUAAAAAAAAAAAAGGCUAGGCAAAAAAUACAUCCUGCAUGAUUCCAUUUAUAUAAAAUUACAGAAAAUGCAAACUAAUCUACAGCUUAUCUGGUUGUCCAGAGACUGGGGUAGAAGGAGGGGUGGAUUAAAAGGGGUAUAAGAAAACUUGUGAGGGUGAGGGAAAUGUCUGUUUUCUUGAUUGUGGUGAUGGUGUAUACUUAUAACAAAACCAAACAAAUUAUACACUUUAAAUAUAUAUACUUCAGUAUACUUCAAUUAUAUCUCAAUGAAGCUUUGGGGAAAAGUUACAAUGCCCUAAACUCUAUCUGUUGUUCUUUUAGGAAGCUAAAAGGGAAACAUUCCAAACUAUGGUAAUAAGCAGGCCUUUGGAGCACGAAACAUGAGCCAGCUGCGACCCACCAAGUCUGGACUUUUCGUGUGCACUGCCAUCUGCAUCUUCGUUUUUCUGUAUUUAAGGAAUCCAACUCCCGAGGAGCCAGAGGAGGAACCCAGCUACCCAGUCGUAGUGGAAUGUGGCUUUUACCCAGAUGAACUGUGCUCAGCUUUAUUUGAAGGAAAAGCGGCGGCCCCUCAAAUUGCAAAAUUUUGUAAAAACCCUCAUCGAUCUGAAAUACUCGCUCACUUACACGCCCCGGGAAACUGCUCCAGGAUUUCUGAGGGGUUACGUUUCAUCACCAGACCCCUGUCUGCAGAAGAGGGUAAUUUCUCCUUGGCAUACAUUAUAACCAUUCACAAGGAGCUGGCCCUGUUUGUGCGGCUUCUCAGAGCUAUUUACGUACCUCAAAAUGUUUACUGUAUUCACGUUGAUGAGAAGGCCCUGAAGAAGUAUAAGACUGCCGUGCAAACUCUGGUCAACUGUUUUGAAAACAUUUUUAUUUCAUCAAAGGUGGCUUCUGCUGGCUUUACAAGACUGCACGCAGAUAUUAACUGCAUGAAAGACCUAGUCCAUUCCAAAUUUCAAUGGAACUAUGUCGUUAAUCUUUGCGGACAGGAUUUUCCCAUCAAAACCAACAAAGAAAUCAUAUACUACCUCAGAAGCAAAUGGAAUGGUAAAAAUAUCACUCCUGGAGUAAUCCAGCCACCGAGUGCUAAAUCCAGCACAAAUCAAAGUUUCUCCAGGUUCACCCCUGAAACAAACAUCUACGUAUCUCCAAAUAAAAGAUUCAAAGAGGAACCACCCCAUAACCUGACAAUCUAUUUCGGAAGUGCUUACUAUGUACUGACAAGGAAGUUUGUCGAGUUUGUCCUAACUGACAUCCGAGCAAAAGACCUGCUUCGGUGGUGCAAAGAUGUCCACAGCCCAGAGCGACAUUACUGGGUGACCCUGAACCGUGUAAAAGAUGCUCCAGGAGCCACACCAAAUGCUGGCUGGGAAGGACAUGUUCACGCCAUUAAAUGGAAACACGAGGAGGGAAAUGCUCACGAUGGGUGCAAAGGUCGUUAUGACCAAGACACCUGUGUCUACGGACCAGGAGACCUGCCGUGGAUCAUUCAAACGCCUUCUCUGUUUGCCCACAAAUUCGAGUCCUCUACAGACCCCCUGGCGGUUACGUGCCUGGAGAGGCGGCACAGGCUUAAGGUCCUACGGCAGGCGGACACUCCUGCAGACCCACGCUGGCACUUUCACCAGAACACCCACUUCAACAUGAAACUGAACCACUGAGCUGGAAGUUACACAGAGCGUCUGUUUUCUUAAGCAUAUCUUUGUUGCCCUGACUUGAAAUAAGGGAACGUCUAACCAGAGAAGAAAGGAUGGGAAAAUCAUGCUUUGCCAGUGACUCCAGGGCACUUUUACAGCUGCGGCAAGGAAAGCAUAAAAGAGAGUGAGAAGGAACUCCAGCUACCACUUGUGGCACAUAGGUGUGUGCGGGAAGGCCGAUGCUUCAGCCAACAGCUGUCGCCAACCAAACCUUUCCUGGAUCUUGGAUGGAGAUCCAGGGUCAAGAUGCAGUAAGAACGCACCUUAUUUCGAAGGCCUGUAUGUGAAGCCCUGCUGGCACAGUGGUUAAGAGCUCAGCUGCUAAACAAAUGUUAGCAGUUGGAAUCUUCCAGUUGCUCCUUGGAAACCCAGUGAGGCAGUUCUACUCUGUCCUAUAGCGUUGCUAUAAGUCAGAAUUGACUCGACAGCAACAGGUUUGGUAUAUUAUUGUAUAUAUGAGACAUGAAUAAAAAAUAAAUUUGGAAUGCAACGGAAAAUGCUUCUCUAAAAUGGUCCUCUUUGGUUCAGGAACAAUACGUUGUUCUGGUAAUCC